Molecule: messenger RNA, 2489 nt
Organism: Oncorhynchus mykiss (rainbow trout)
Lineage: Eukaryota; Metazoa; Chordata; Actinopteri; Salmoniformes; Salmonidae
Source: RefSeq, a predicted model, not a curated record
UUCAUCAAAGCAUUGUUGACAGUCACUCUGUUGUCAUUGACAGUGUAGCAGAGUUGAAGAUCACUAGUCCAACAUAGACUCUGAGAACAACAAGGUUAACUUCUGUUAUUAGAAAGGAGCUGGUAGCUGCUUCUGAGAGGGAACAGAUGCCAGCAGAGGCAGAGAGCGCCAAACUCCCCAGCACCUCUUCUGGAAUGUUGACCCGGUCUGGAGAGAAGCAUCACCAUCUGGAGAGGCAGAGGGAGGUGACUAGGGCACUGGUCAUCAAGAGUUCUCCAGAUGAAUUUACACCUGAAAUUCAUGAUCAGGACAACAGGGGAGAGUACCGUUUCCAGUGCCCCCAUGCAGGUCUGUUCCAGUGCAGUAUAACAGGCCUGGUGUUUAGGAUGGAGGGAGAGGCAGAGGUGCUCUAUAUGACAGUCCCCUGGGACAGGAUGCUUCUAUCCCAGAGAGGCAAGAGACCUGCAGGACCCCUGUUCAAGUUUACAUGCCUUAAGGGGUCUGUCAGUCAACUACACCUUCCACACUGUGAGAUUCAUUCUGAGGGUGGAUGUGACUUCCUGUCUGUAGCCCAUGUGACUGAUGAUGACAGUAUGGAGUUUCUCCAUCACCAUGAGACAAGAGAAACUCAUGUCAUAUUAAACAUCACUCAAUUCAGCAAAUAUGGCAUCACCAAGGAUAAGGAAGCUCCUGUCUCUCCUAUCCGUGCUCUGGUGCUACUAUUUUACAAACUCCCAGAUGAUAACAAUAAUUCCACCCUAAGUGUGUUGUUGCUGCCCAGAAAUGUUGACAUUGAUGAGGUGUGUAAGACAAGGAGGACAAGGAAUGGAGACCGAGAAAUCUACAUUGAAAUAAAUCCUAACUGUAGACUAACCCGGGACCAAGAAUACACCCUCUCCACCGAUCUAACAGAUGAACAUCACAUAGAUCCAGAGAAUGCAGAGUUUGUGGAUUAUGAUUCCUAUACAAACUACAUGCCAACAUUUCAGUUGCGUUUAAAAACUGUUGUUGAAGAAGUGAAUCUUCUUCUGGAAGAACAUGGCGGUCCUGAAAAUGAACGUAUAUGGGACCGCCUUGUUUCACUACCAGUUACACCUCCAGAUGGCGCUAGAGCAGCAUCCAAACUGCAUGAACCUGCUGCUCCCCUUAUGGACAUUUCAACCCACCCCCCUCAACAGUCCACUCUGCCCCCCACCUCAAUGAAGCUGGUAGCCGCUUCUGAGAGGGAACAGAAGCCAGCAGGGGCAAAGAGGGCCAAACUCCCCAGCACCUCUUCUGGAAUGUUGACCCGGUCUGGAGAGAAGCGUCGCCAUCUGGAAAGGAAGGGGGCUAAGGCACUGGCCAUCAGGAGACCCUCCAUGUUAGCUGUUCUAGACCUGCUGCUGACCACUCUGCAGGAGCUCACUGAAGAACAGCUGAAGACAUUUCAGUCUCACCUGACUAGUGGCAGGAUGUUAGACUUUCCUCCCAUCCCAGAGAGUCAGCUGGAGAACACUGACAGACAGGACACAGUGGAUCAGAUGGUGGAGAGAUAUGGCCCUGAGGGAGCUGUGGAGAUCACAGUGGAGAUCCUGAGGGAGAUGAAUCAGCAUGAUCUCGCUAAGAAGUUACAAAGAGAUCACAGAGGAAAGAAACAGAAAAAAAUUACACCACCAGCUGGCAAUGCAGCAGUUUUUAAAGGGACGAAACCAAAUGUUUCUUAUCUGCUGCUGGGCACUCUGGCAGAGCUGGUUUCAGAAGAGCUGAAGUUAUUUCAGUGGCACCUGAUUCAGGGUGUGGAGGGCUUUACUUCAAUCCCACGGGGCCAGCUGGAGAACGCUAACAGACUGGUCACAGUGGAUAGGAUGGUGCAGCAAUACCACGAGGACGGUGCUGUGACGAUCACACUAGAGAUCCUGAGGAAGAUGGACCAGAACAAAAUGGCUGAUGAGUUAGAGAAGAAGUUCCCAAACAAUGUCUGAACUGUAUACAGUAUGUCUACAACUCUAUAUGCAUUCGCACAUCAAGUCUUCUCUUGAGAUGGGCUCGGGGAUGGAACAACGGUUGAACAUCUGUGGUUGUUUGUGGGGGAAGGGUGGAUAGUGUGUGUGACUGUGGGUGUGUGUAUGUAUCCCACAUAUGUUGCUAUGAGGUAAUGGUGUUAGGGACAAUAUAGGAUGAAUCACAAUAAUUAUUUGACAUAAUAAUAAUUGCUUGCCAAAAAUGUGAUUUUUGUAAUGCCAGUCCUGGUUAUAGGUAACAAUCCUUUGUAUGAACUGCCUAGAUUAUUGCUCAUAACUAUUUGUUAAUUGUGGAAAUAACACAUUUGCAAAUCAUGUCUUCUCUUAAGUUGGGCUCUGGGAUGGAGCAACUGUUGAACAUCUUUGUGAGAGAAGGGUGGUGUAUGUAUCCCACAUCUGUUGCUAUGGUGUCAGGGACAAUAUAGGAGGAAUCACAAAAAUUGUUUCCAAAAUAAUAAUUGCUUACCAAAAAUAAAAAAAAUGCGUAAU